CAAAACCACGUGAAUCUUGUCAAAAAACAUAUCCACAUACACAAUAUAAAUUCACGUACAAUAACCACGAACAAUAAAUAUAUAUACACAAUAUCCAAUUUUAAUUUAUUUUAAUUGCAAAUAUUAUAUUUCGACAAGCAUGCCAAAAAAGAAAUUUCGAUAAAUAUAUAUAUUCUAUUACUAGAAGUGCACUUAUAAACAAUCCUUAGACAAUUUUCCGAAUUGAACAUAAAUAAGUAGAAAAAGACGAAUACCAAAUUUCCAAUAAUGGUCAUCUUAAAAAAAUAUGUAUAAAAAAAAGAGAGAACCAAGCAAUACGUAAUAUCGAAGAACCAAGUGUUUACCACGUACAGUACAGGAGAAGACGAUAACGAGUUUGAAGCCUCGAUAAUACAUAGAAAGGGGAAGGGGAAAAGACGCGAAGGGGCACGAGAACGGUGUGCUUGCUUCCGUGGAAAUCGCGCGGAAUAUACGACGAGGAAGAAGGAAGGAAAUGAGCUCGAGAAAGCCAAGAAGGGACUCGGACGUCCUGUUGUCCAAGUUCGGUCACAAGGAGUUGCUGUUCAAGUUCCUCGUAAUUGGUGAUUAUGGAGUCGGAAAAACAGCAUUGGUUAGGAGAUAUACAGAAGGAAAGUUUACAUCUAAUUACAAGAUUACCAUAGGAGCUGAUUUCGCGAUAAAAACGCUCGACUGGGACCCUCUUACUAAAAUAAAUUUACAAUUGUGGGAUGUCGCCGGUCACGAAAGAUUUGGAUAUAUGACCAGAGUUUAUUACAAAUAUGCAGUGGCCGCAGCUUUGGUUUUCGAUAUUUCGCGAAUAGCUACAUUCCAAUCGAUCAAGAAAUGGCUGUGCGAUUUGAGGGAAAAAGUCACACUCCCGGAUGGUUCGAAUAUACCGGUAGUUCUCUUAGCGAACAAAUGCGACAUUCCUUGCCCCGUGGUACCGACCGAACAAAUUGCCAGGUUUUGCAAAGAGAAUAACAUUGGCGCUUGGUAUGUAACUUCUGCGAAAGAAAAUACAAAUGUUGAUGUGGCAAUGCGUUAUCUUGUGGAGAACGUGCUCAAAACUAAAAUUGACGGAGGAAUUCGGGAUUCCGUCCGACUGCGAGACAAACCUACGAUCCGAGAAAAGAGCGGAUGUUGCAAGUAAUAAUUUUGUUUUUCUUGCGAUUUUCAAUUAAAAUUCGUGUCAUUUAUUAUGUGACAAUAUUAUUUUCACAAUAUUCGAAAGAACUUACUUUUUAAUACGAUUUUUUUUAAUUAAUUUAAUCUGCGAUGCGUAUCUUUUAUAAUAUAUUUACAAUUAGUCGUAUAAUUUGUAUAUCUCAAUUGUACAUGUUUUACAAAUACUGUACUGUUAUAAAUACUGUACAACGAUAUGAAUAUUUUUAAUUUGCAAAGAAAUUUAGAAUAUAUUUAUUUUUAGAAUUAUAAAACA
Apis laboriosa (Himalayan honeybee) is the source of this 1438-nucleotide messenger RNA. RefSeq names its product ras-related protein Rab-38-like. The record is from RefSeq and is a predicted model, not a curated record. Gene Ontology annotation, molecular function: GTP binding; GTPase activity. Gene Ontology annotation, biological process: phagosome-lysosome fusion; endosome to lysosome transport. The transcript is spliced from 7 exons. The coding region runs from base 494 to 1150 and encodes 218 amino acids. Gene Ontology annotation, cellular component: Golgi apparatus; late endosome; trans-Golgi network. Lineage: Eukaryota; Metazoa; Arthropoda; Insecta; Hymenoptera; Apidae.